Molecule: messenger RNA, 555 nt
Organism: Penicillium antarcticum
Lineage: Eukaryota; Fungi; Ascomycota; Eurotiomycetes; Eurotiales; Aspergillaceae
Exons: 1
Coding region: 1-555 (184 amino acids)
Source: RefSeq, a predicted model, not a curated record
AUGCGAAUAUAUCGGUUUUCAAUUAUACUUGCCACGGGCUCUAGUGUCUUUCCAAUAGUGGGUGCUGUUUUGGGUACCUCUUGCGUUGGUCUUGCCGGAGUCAUGAAGAAAGUUCCUGGUCUUUUCGUGGAACACUCCCAGAAGAUCGUGUGUGACGCUGGCUGUGAGCCGAAAUUGGACCUCUGGGACAAAUUCACAAAGCCAGAGGUUAUUGAACCUCUAGUUGCUGAUGGGGCUGCCUACUGCGGAGUUCCAGAGGCCAAGGACGCGGCUGUUGCGGCAUUUGAUAAGUUCUUUCAAGCAAUUAAGACCGCUUGUGGGGACAAACUAGGAGCUAGCCAUCUGUGUGACCACCCCGAGCAAUUGCAACCUUUCAUGGACUGCGUUCAGGGAAACGCAUUCUCGACCGCGAUCACUUCUCUAUCCACUCUGAUUCCAUACAUGUCCGAGGGCAUGUGUAACAGUAUGAAAGAGUAUCUCAUGAGCAAUCAGCUAUGGGACCAAGAUUUCCCAAAACAUGGCAGCAAAUAUGUCCACCAAUGCCAUGAGUUAUGA